GAAUAAAUAGCCUUUAUUCCUGUAGCUAUAAACAAAUCCUCAUAGUCUGAAGACACGUUAUUCCUUUAUCAUAAUGGACUACAAGGGAAUUGUCAUCAUUUGUGCUUUAUUGCUGUCUGCUACUCUUACAGAAGGAUUUGCUAUACCUCGUGGGAAUCGCUGUUUAUGCAAAACAUUUUCUACGAAACUUAAUGUGAUGGCAAUGCAAAAGUUGGAGAUUCACCCCAGAAGUUCUACAUGCGAGAGAAUUGAAUACAUUGCAACUUUAAAAAACGUACCCAUUCCAAAGUGCGUCAGCCCAAACCUUUUGGAACUAAGAGUUCUUCUGAGUGGAAAGAAUCGUCAUCUCAAGCAUAUCAAAGUGAUCCGCCAUCAAUAGCUGUGAACAUGGAUGAAAGACUUCAAACCAAAACAAACCAGUUGAAUAGUCUUCAUUUGCUUUCUACUGAUAAUUUAUUUAGGGUUAAAAAGCUAUGUUCUCUAUUCCUUCUGAAAUAUUUAUAAUUAUAGAAAAUGCAAAUGCAUUGUAAAGUGUUGUAAAGAGAAACAAUAAUUUAAAAAAAAUGUAUGACUGGAUGUACUGUAUAUGUAUUUAUUAUUUGAAAAUUUAGUAGAACAUCCAAUGUAAAAUAAUCUUCAAAUUAUUUGUUAUUGUUGUAGCAAAAAAAAUACAGUUAUUUUUAUUGCAUCUCGUUUUUUUACUGUAUGGAAAAAUAAUAAUUUAUUAAAGAAUAAAGAAUAAU
Messenger RNA from Bufo bufo (common toad), 743 nucleotides. RefSeq names its product C-X-C motif chemokine 10-like. The record is from RefSeq and is a predicted model, not a curated record. Gene Ontology annotation, molecular function: chemokine activity. The transcript is spliced from 4 exons. Gene Ontology annotation, biological process: immune response. Gene Ontology annotation, cellular component: extracellular region. Lineage: Eukaryota; Metazoa; Chordata; Amphibia; Anura; Bufonidae. The coding region runs from base 74 to 379 and encodes 101 amino acids.